UCCUUGUCUUGUUGCUCCUCAGUAACCCCCAAAAAGCCUUUUUAAAAAUCUACCAGCGCAAUUUGUGUCAGUAGAGCUUGGCCGUUUCAAAACCAAAACACACAAAAAUCAAAGCGAACACUUUCUUCUUGUAACUUCCCCAGAUUUCCUCUCGGUCUAUAACUUCCAAACUUGCUUCCAUCAGUUUCAUUUUUUUCUGGGAGUUCAAUUCAACCAUAGAAUUGGGCUCCAAUGUCUUCCUCUGAUCUCUACGUUCUUGAUGACUCCUUCUUCCGCCAUUCUUCAAGCUCAGACAUGGCUUCUUAUGAACCAGACCAGUUCUUCUCCGAGCCAUUCUCUCCCUUCUCAGACAUUGACAUCCUCCAAGCAAUCUCAGAUCACCAAAGCAACCAAAACCCAGUUGAAAACCAGUCUCAUCAUAAUAAUUCACUCGACCAAAGCUCUCCUACAGUCCUCUCUUCUUCUCCCCCAAGUUACCAAUUGGAAAGCUUGAGCCUUUGCCAAGCAACCCAUCUGAACCCUCUGGAUCAAAACUGCACAAAUUUGGCAAAUGGGUUGCCUAAUUUCUGUGCUUUCGAUGCUCUGGAAGUCAAAACUGAGCAAUGCCAUUUAGCUUUUGACCAAAACGCUUAUAAUAAUAACCAAGUUUUUGGUCCUCAUAGCUACAGUGGUGCAGAGAAUGUGGCAAAGUUUAUGCAGAGGAGUUUUAGCAGCAACUCCUUCGAUGGCAAGCCUGGUGUUGUCUUCCAACCUUGCUUUGAUUCUCUCAUGGAAUCUUCAACUUUUCAAAACCAAGCCUUGAGCUCUCCUGAAAACAGCUUUUUAGCUGGCCAAAUGAGAAGGGUUUCCAGCACUGGAGAUUUGCAAAAUUUUAGAACGGCUCGCAAUCCGAGAGAGAGCUCAGUGAUGGAGGAAGCUGCUGCAAACUUCAAAAUGGGCAGGUACAGCGCAGAAGAGAGGAAAGAGAGAAUUUCAAAGUACAGAGCCAAGAGGUCGCAGAGAAACUUCAACAAGACCAUUAAGUAUGCAUGUCGAAAAACACUAGCGGAUAACCGACCCCGCAUACGUGGCAGAUUUGCACGCAACGACGAAACUGGUGAGGUUCUCAAGGCUGCAUGUUCAAGUAACAGAAAAGAAGACGAAGAUGAACUCUGGGUGGAAGGGUUCAAUGUGGAAGAAGAAGAGAAUGGAACAGUGAGAGGAGGAGGAGGAGGAGGAGGACAGUUCAUGAACAAUUUUGGAGCAACUCAGUUUCAGUACUAUGGCUUUUGAGCUUUGAUAGAUGAGCAAAACAACAAAGGCUUCUUUUUCUUUCAGGAGGAGCUUUCUUAGAAUAUUUAGGUUUGGACCACAACAUGACUAAAAAGCCUUUCUGGGUAAAGCAAAGAAUAAUCGAAGGUUUUUUUUUUUUUUUUU
Molecule: messenger RNA, 1416 nt
Organism: Prunus dulcis (almond)
Lineage: Eukaryota; Viridiplantae; Streptophyta; Magnoliopsida; Rosales; Rosaceae
Product: putative zinc finger protein CONSTANS-LIKE 11
Exons: 4
Coding region: 232-1272 (346 amino acids)
Biological process (GO): regulation of flower development
Cellular component (GO): nucleus
Molecular function (GO): protein binding
Source: RefSeq, a predicted model, not a curated record